CUAGAGUAGCGCCUUAGACAUUGUCUUGGCUUUGUAACUUUGAUUUAGUUGCAUGAGUAAAUAGAACGUGUGAAAUUCAGAAAGUAGUUGUCAACGAAAUGGCCAGUACACUGUCUCUCCGACCGGCUGGGAGAGAUGACGCCAACUAUAAGUUACAUUUCCGAAUGAUAAACGAGCAACAAGUGGAGGACAUCUGCAUUGACUUCUUCUAUAAGCCUCACACCAUCACAUUACUUACAGUCACUGUACUCAGCCUCAUGUACUUUGCUUUUACCAGGGAUGAUGAGCAUUCAGACAACAACCUCAGAGUUGGUCUCAUAGUGGUUGUCUCCUUUUUCUUAGUCAUCAGUGUCCUCGCUUUUCCCAAUGGUCCCUUUACGAGGCCACACCCUGCAAUAUGGCGUAUGGUGUUUGGCCUCAGUGUGCUCUACUUCCUGUUUCUUGUGUUUCUCAUUUUCCUCAACUGGGAGCAAGUGAAGACACUUAUGUACUGGCUGGAUCCAAAUCUGCGUUAUGCCACACGGGAAGCUGACAUCAUGGAAUAUGCUGUGAAUUGUUCAGUGAUAACAUGGGAGCGCAUCAUGAGCCACUUUGAUAUCUUUGCAUUCGGUCACUUUGGUGGCUGGGCCAUGAAGGCUCUGCUCAUUCGCAGCUACGGCCUCUGUUGGACCAUUAGCAUCACCUGGGAACUCACUGAGCUCUUCUUCAUGCAUCUUCUGCCAAACUUUGCGGAGUGCUGGUGGGAUCAGGUGAUACUAGACAUCCUGUUGUGUAACGGAGGAGGCAUUUGGCUGGGGAUGACUGUCUGCCGGUUUUUAGAAAUAAGGACCUACCGCUGGGCUAGCAUCAAGGAAAUCCACUCCACUACAGGGAAGAUAAAGCGAGCAGUGCUCCAGUUUACCCCUGCGAGUUGGACUUAUGUGCGCUGGUUUGACCCAAAGUCCUCCUUCCAGAGGCUGGCAGGAAUCUACCUCUUCAUGAUCCUGUGGCAGCUGACAGAGUUGAACACGUUCUUCCUCAAGCACAUCUUCGUCUUCCAGGCAUCCCAUCCUCUCAGUUGGUGUCGAAUUCUUCUCAUUGGAGUCAUCACUGCACCCACUGUACGACAAUAUUAUGCAUACCUGACAGACACUCAGUGUAAACGAGUUGGCACACAAUGUUGGGUGUUUGGGGCCAUUGCUUUCCUUGAGGCUCUUGCUUGUGUGAAAUUCGGUCAUGACUUAUUCUCCAAAACACAGAUCCGCUAUGUCCUCCUCUGGCUACUCUGUCUGGCACUCAUCACUCUUCUCUGCCUGAAUGGGAUGGUCUGGUAUGAGCAAAAUAAAAUGAAGGGUGUUUCUCCACAAACUGAAGACAGCAGUGCUGUUGACUCAUGUGGUUUCAUCCCAGAUGGCGUUGCAGCUGAGAAGGAGUCUUCAAGAAAGUUACAACCAGUUAAACGGAGGAAAGGCUCUGGGAGGAACAAGUUCGUGGAUGGCCAAGGAGGAAAAAGCGAGUAAAGGGCAAUACAGGUGCUGACUUUUGUUAUAGCGCUUGAGAUUGGUUUUGGCCUUAGUAUCUCAAGACCAAAUUUUAAAGGCCUCAUCUUAUCUCAUUCUCGACUCACUCUUGUCUCAGUUUCAGACAAGGACACCUCAGGUUUCAAGACCACAAGUGUGAGGAUUUCACUAAACUAUUUGUGCAUUGUCUGCUUUGUAUGUUAACAUCAUUACUCUGAUUUGACACAAUACUUCUGCUUCAGAUGAAAAUGGUAAUUACAUUUUUUGGCAUUUUUGGAGAUGAAGCUAAGUCUGUCUGGCAUAGAGAUAUGGGCCAAAUAAUUUUCUGUCAUGGAACAAAAAAAACAAAGAAUAAGAGAGAACAAAGAGUUCAUCUGACCCACCCUCCAACACACACUUUCCUUGGAAGUCAUGCACCUUAAACCUUAAAUGAUUAUUUUUUUGUGUUAUGGUCAUAAAAUUGAUUUGGCCUUAUCAUGCCAUAUAAUUUUCUUGUGUGACUAAUGUAUUUGUAAGACUGUUGCCAUAAUGCCCUGCAGCAUUCAAUAUAUGUGUCUGUGAAAGAUGAAUGUGCUCUUCAUUUUGAAACAGUAAAGUGGCCUUAUUUUGUUAGUAAAAAGUAAACCAGCUAAGCUUGAACAUCAACAUGGUGACCUCAAGAGCACCCUAAAUCCUUUUUCUUAACCUUGCUGCACUUAAUAAUGUUUGCACUGGUAAAUAUGUCUAAUACAAGGCAUUGUAGAGUUAUCAUAGUGGUCCAGUUCUAAAACCAGUUUACACCACAAAACUCAAUGUGCAUGAUGUCACUGCAUUUAACACAUAACUUAGGGGCAGAGUUAAUCUUAAAUGCUGUGUAACAUAAUUUUGUCCAGAUCAUGGUCCAGAGUCAGAUAGAUAGAUAGAUAGAUGGAUGGAUGGGAAGGACUUUAUUAUCCCAAACUGGGAAAUUACAGUGUAGCAGCAGUAUGACAUACUAUAAUAAUAGAGUACCACAGCAAACAUGAGUAAAAAACAAAUACCACACAAGAGCAAACACUAUACAUUAUAAAUUAGAAGUAUAAAAAGAUCUGGAGAGAAUCUGGAAAAUAACUGUAAUGUGCUGAAAUAGAACUGUAAGAUGCAAAACAAGUUGAAAUAUUCAACUAUAUUAGCUUACUAAGCUAACAGCUAAUUGGUGAGCUAAUGGCUUGUGUUGUCGACACUGACUAAUAUCAUUAUAUCCACGGGUAGGCACAUUUUUAACUAACAGUGUUAAAUUCGAGCUUAGUACUGAU
This is a messenger RNA of Sphaeramia orbicularis (orbiculate cardinalfish), 2773 nucleotides long. It is a transcript of the gene ptdss1b, whose product is annotated as phosphatidylserine synthase 1b. The record is from RefSeq and is a predicted model, not a curated record. Gene Ontology annotation, molecular function: L-serine-phosphatidylethanolamine phosphatidyltransferase activity. Gene Ontology annotation, biological process: phosphatidylserine biosynthetic process. NCBI's taxonomy places the organism in Eukaryota, Metazoa, Chordata, Actinopteri, Kurtiformes, Apogonidae. The transcript is spliced from 13 exons. Bases 99 to 1499 code for a protein of 466 amino acids.